GAUGAUUUUCCCUUUCUUUUUUAAAAAAAAAUUCACCUUUAAAUAAUGAUAAUAAUAAGUACAUAAAUAGUUUGGUUGUUAGCCGUUAUAAUAAAUAAAAGUGGAAAUUUAUCCUUUUUUUGAUAAAACAUUAUAAUUAUGCGGAUAAUAAUAUAAAAAACCAUUUUGUAAAAAAAUAAUAAUAAUAUAUAUUUCAGUUUUUAUAACUCCGGAAUUUUUUUUCCACUAAUGAAAUAAUAAAGUUCCUUUUUUGUUUAUGAUGAAAGAGAAAAAGUAACGUCCUAUCGUUAUUACCGUUAUUGAGAAAAUAAAAAAUUAAUAAUCAACAAUCAAAAAAAUUAAAUUUUCAACCAUAUACCUAUAUAUACCUAUAUAUAUUUUUUAUUUUUUUUUUUAAAAAAAACCAACAUAAUGGAAACACUUUGCAAUGAAUUGAAAGUCGAAAUCUUCCGAUAUGUAUUAACACCAAUUGCCCUAGUUCUUCUUAAUCGUAACUGGUACUCUACUUCCCAAGACCCCCACGCUCGAGCAGAAUGGAUUAUUUACAAAUAUGGUAGAGCUCAUGCUCUCUUUCACGCCAUCAGACUAGGGAAUCAUUUCGUGACAGUAGAAGUUGUGCAAAUUUUACUAGCUAAAAAGGCGAUAAUUUCAAGAUAUUUUAUGCAACGAUUAAUGAUCCAAUUCGGUACCUACGAUCCGAAGUUGAUUGAGAUGAGGUCGAGGUAUAAUAUCAACACAGAUAUACCAAAAGAAAAACCGUGGGCAAGCGAACUACCGUUGCCAAUAUUCAUAAAAUUACUCGCGGAGGCAUCUAAUGAGCUAGAUGAUAUCGCUAUCAGAGGGAACGAUUUAGAAUUGUUUCAUUAUUUGACGGCCGGAGCUCUCACAAUAAACCAAGCGCCAGCCGUCCUUUUAGAAAAUCUCAAAAAUAUUGAAGAUUUAAUUUUAAAUAAAAAAUUUAUACCCUUCCCACCUCGACCAAAAGACACCCCAGCAUACAAAUCACCAUCCGGAGGUGCAACUGAGAAUUAUCCAUCAAGAGAUGGUUAUGAGAACAACCGUCAAGUAAAUUUAAUAUCAAGGGCGAUUUUAAUCCACCCGGAUCUAGUUAUAUUGUGGAAAAAAAUAGGAUAUAAUGAAAUCUGUAGUGAUUUUAAUGAACUAGUCGUAGAGGGCACCUUGCUCGUGUGUUUCCCCCCAAGUCCACCGAAUAAUUGGGUAUGCCCAAGUACUGAAAUUAUAAUUGAAAAAUUACAGAAAUUAUUUAAACUCGGGUUUCGACUAACCGAUAAAAUUAUAGAAGACUCCAUUAAAUUGUUCGAAUCACGAAUAAACGUUGUAGGGGAGUCUUUAUUAAAUUCGUUUAAUAAACUUCAAGGAGAUUCAACACCGCCAAUAGUUGAAUCAACAUUAAUUGAAAUUAGGAAACCAGUAAAAAAGACCAGGAAAAGGCAGCGAAGAACAUAAGAAAAUUAUUAUUUUUUUUUUAUUAUUUUGUUUAUUUUGUUAUCUUUAUUUUUUAAGAUUAUUUUAUAUUAUUAAAUUGUUUAUAUGUAAAAAUAUUAAAAUUUUUAGAGUAAAUAAAAAAAUUUUUUAAGCGUUAUUCAUAC
Rhizophagus irregularis DAOM 181602=DAOM 197198 is the source of this 1610-nucleotide messenger RNA. RefSeq lists its product as uncharacterized. The record is from RefSeq and is a predicted model, not a curated record. NCBI's taxonomy places the organism in Eukaryota, Fungi, Glomeromycota, Glomeromycetes, Glomerales, Glomeraceae.